AUGCUCAUCACUAUCGGCAUCUCCCUCAUCGUGGCUGCGGCCGCCACCUGCGAGAUCACCUUUGUCGAGUGCAUCUCCGCCCAGAACUAUAUCGACGAGAAAGAGAAAUCGACCAAGAUCCAUGGAGACUACUUGAGCGAUAACACGGGGAAUGCAACGCAUUCAGUCGAUUACAACUAUGAGGACCUCCUGCGCCGAGCGCACAUCCACAUCCCGCCCGAAACUACCUCCGCCGUUUGA
This is a messenger RNA of Aspergillus campestris IBT 28561, 240 nucleotides long. RefSeq lists its product as uncharacterized. The coding region runs from base 1 to 240 and encodes 79 amino acids. Lineage: Eukaryota; Fungi; Ascomycota; Eurotiomycetes; Eurotiales; Aspergillaceae. The record is from RefSeq and is a predicted model, not a curated record. The transcript is spliced from 2 exons.